Hemibagrus wyckioides is the source of this 1681-nucleotide messenger RNA. It is a transcript of the gene sfrp2l, whose product is annotated as secreted frizzled-related protein 2 like. Gene Ontology annotation, biological process: non-canonical Wnt signaling pathway; negative regulation of canonical Wnt signaling pathway; canonical Wnt signaling pathway. NCBI's taxonomy places the organism in Eukaryota, Metazoa, Chordata, Actinopteri, Siluriformes, Bagridae. The record is from RefSeq and is a predicted model, not a curated record. Gene Ontology annotation, molecular function: Wnt-protein binding.
CUUUUCACACUCAAGGCUAAUUUAUGCAGUUUCAUUGUAAACACACCUUCAGAUUUUUCACACGAUCAGAUAUUACUCACAAUAAUCACAGGUGAAAUGUCUGAUUCUUCUUUAAGCGUGCAAAUGACGACUCUAGUGGACGGGACAGGGGGUGCUCAUACUUUGUGAAGCGAAGCACAUAGACUACGGUCAGUAAUUAAACAACUAAUUCAACUGAUUGGUCCGCAAACAAUUACUAUGACGUAGACUGAAGCAAUUGGACAGCCCAACACAGCCGUGAAACAUGAAAAGAAGAAACCGUAAAAGAAAAGACGAAACCGUGAAGAUUACAUAUGGACAAACGGCUCUUGCCUUUCCUCGCGCUGUUGCAUAGCAUUGGUAUCGGUAAAAGACAUGAUGUUAAAUUAGACGCACUGACAGCAGACGUGGUUUCCGACUUUGUAACGUCGGUGGAGUUUGGCAGCGCGUGGUCCGUGUGUAGGCCCGUACCGAGUGACAUGACUCUGUGCCGUGGAUUAGGAUACGCGCAUAUGCGGCUUCCCACGCUGCUGGGCCACGAGAGCACGCGUGAAGCGGUGCAACAAUCGGGCGCGUGGCUACCUCUGGUCCAUAAACGUUGUCACCAAGACACCACCCGAUUCCUGUGCUCGCUCUGCCCCGCGUGCCUGUCAGAGCUCAACAAGUCCGUGCGCCCGUGCAGGAGCCUAUGCGAGAACGUGCGUAACGCGUGCGCGCCUGUUAUGAACACUUUUGGUUUCCCGUGGCCGGACGCGUUUAACUGUAGCCUCUUCCCCAGAUUUAAUUCCACGCUCUGCGUUCCCGGAAGUGAGGACACCAGACGCAGCCGCCUGGAGGUUACUGGCGUCAUUCCAGGUAAGGGGCUGUGUGAUGCCUGCAGCCCAAAAUCCGAGGUAGAGAAGGAGAUUGAGGAAAACUUCUGCAGAAGUCAGUUUGCAUUCAGGCUUCAGAUUGGCUCCUCCGCCUUGCAGGGGGUGGACCUGCGGGUGGAACCUCAGGGGCGGAGUCAGGUCCUGCGUUGGGAAGGUGAAGAAGAGGAGCAACAGGUGACAAUGCGGCAGAGCGGCCUCUGGCUGACUGAUGCCACUAACUGUUCAUGCCAGGCACUGGAGGGGCAGAGCUUAGGUCCACUACUGGCAUUGGGGAACAUGGAGGGCAGACGCAUUGUUCUCUCCCGACUGGUGAAAUGGCCUCACCACGAGAAAGAGCUAAAAAGAUUUCUGAGGAAAUUGAGCAGGAAGCCAUGUUGAAAUUCCUACUAAUAACUGUGAAAAAUUGCUAGAGCACCACUCUAACUUUUAAUCCUUAACCAAAAUGUUCAACACUAAGGCCUUGGACUUUCUGGUGUCAUGUGGAAAGAAAAUGUAUUAUAUUAAAUUUAAGGAAUUAAAUAAGUUUAUUAGAAGGCAGAAGAAAACCCAAUGAACUGCCAGAAUAAGGGGCUAAUAUUUACUAGCAAACAUGGUUAAUGGUUAGAAUUAUAGAUUAGUUGUCAGUCUAAUCUUAACUAACUUCCUGGUGCAUGGGUUUACUUACAAAACAUAAUACUGUGCCAAGCAUCAGUUUGGAAAUUUAGCUAGUGACACAACUCCAGUAGCUACUGCUAGAGACCUAAUAUUAGGUGAGCUAACUACACAGCAGUGUUGAUAUAGCACAUGUACAC